Messenger RNA from Lycium ferocissimum, 1344 nucleotides. Its product is annotated as extensin-3-like. The transcript has a single exon. The record is from RefSeq and is a predicted model, not a curated record. The coding region runs from base 1 to 1011 and encodes 336 amino acids. NCBI's taxonomy places the organism in Eukaryota, Viridiplantae, Streptophyta, Magnoliopsida, Solanales, Solanaceae.
AUGUCUCCACCUCCACUAUUACUAUCUCCACUACCUCCUCACCGCAGUAAGCCUCCUCCACCUUCUAUAAGGCCCCCACCUCCUCCUUACCAAAACAAGUCUCCACUUCUACCUUUACCAUCUCCACCACCUCUUUACCAUAAUAAGUCUCCUCCAGCUCUAGAAAGGCCACCACCUCCUCCAUAUCGCAACAAGUCUCCACCACCUCCUUACCAUAUUAAGUCUCCUCCACCUCCGGUAAGGACCCCACCUCCUCCAUACCGCAACAAGUCUCCAUCUCCACCACCUCCUUACCGCAAUAAGUCUCCUCCACCUCCGGUAAGGCCCCCUCCUCCUUCAUACCACAACAAGUCUCCACCUCCACUAUUUCCACCACCUCUUUUCCGUAAUACGUAUCCUCCAUCUCCUCCUGUAAAGUCCCGACCUCCUCCAUACUACAACAAGUUUCCACCCCCACCUUCACCAUCUCCACCACCUCCUUACUAUAAUAAGUCUCCUCCACCUCCUAUAAAGUCUCCACCUCCUCCAUCUAAAUUCCAUUUUCCUCCAUUUCUACAUAUACCACCAUUAUUUCCACGUGUACCAUCACCUCAUACCUAUUAUAAGUCUCCUCCACCUCUAGCGAAGUCCCCACGUCGUCCACCUAUAUUUCAUCUUCCACAUCUACCACCAUUAUUUGCACGUGUACCAUCCCCUCAUACUUAUUAUAAGUCUUCUCCAGCUCCGGUGAAGUCCCCACGUCGCCCACCUAUUUUUCAUCUUCCGCCGUUUCCACAUCUACCGCCAUUAUUUCCAUAUAAACCAUCACCUCGUACCUUUUAUAAGUCUCCUCCACCUCCGGUAAAGUCCCCACGUCGUCCACCUGUAUUUCAUCUUCCGUGGUUUCCACAUCUACAACCAUUAUUUCCACAUGUAUCAUCACCUCAUACCUAUUAUAAGUCUCCACCUCCAGUAAAGUCCCCACAUCGUCCAUCUAAAUUUCAUCUUCCACCAUUUCAGCAUCUACCAUAGCCCUGUCAUCCAUACCCAUUGAAGUCUCAUGGUUAUUACGAUACAUCGCCUCAUCUUCCGUUGCACUAACAGAUCAAGUUUUAUAAUAAUUGCAAGAUGUUGCAACCCAGCCAAUUGGAAGUGCACGAUCAAUUAGUGGUUCUCUUUCGAGAGAUUUGCUUAUUGAGGUUGUAUUGGUUUUUCCUUUUAUUAAUAACUUAGUAUAUUCUAAACAAUAAGGAUCACAAGAAAAUCAUUUCUAUUAUUGGUAGUUUUGAUACUCAUGUGUAUUUUCCUUUUCUAUGCUAAAUAAGUGAAUUUCUAUGAAAUAUUUAGUGUUAUUUAUUUUCUAAA